UCGUCCGCCAGCUUCACGCAUGUCUGGGUUGAUCUGGUCUGUGCUGUACUGCGGGAUGAUUGUCUAUUUCUAAACCAAAAAAAAAUCAAAAUAGUCGCAUUUUACGAGAGCAUUUCACUUUAACGUGUCUAAUCGGUCGGCGGAUCUGAUCUCGGUGAAGAUGAAUGGAGCAGCGUUCCCCUCUCCCACAGCCGAGAUGGCGGAAAUGAACCGGAUCCACUGUGAGCUGGAGUACACAGAGGGCAUCAGUCAGAGAAUGCGUAUUCCUGUGCAGCUGAGAGUGGCUUCGUAUGAGCAUGAAGAGCAGGAUCUUCCAGAGCACAAGACGCUCCACACGGCAAUGAUGCACGUUCCCCAGAGAAUCGUUGUGGCAGGAGACAGUGAUGACAUGCAGUUUCCCAGAGAUCUAGACCUCAUCCAGUCCACCCAACUGGAGUCAACACUGUCCCUCAAGACACCACCUCGGGUCCUGACACUCAACGAAAGGCCCAUCGACUUUCUCGAAAUGGAGCAGCUGAGCUCCGCCAGUCAGCCCAGCGAAGAAGUGCGCACGCAAUUCAGGACACGUAGAGAGCGCUCGGUCAGCGAGAACACAGGUGUGCAUCACAAUGGCCAGCUCGCUAGAAACGACUCCAUGGGCAAGCCAUCUCUUAGAGGGGGUUCAACCCUCUCUAACCCCCAGCAUGACAACAGGCAUGCCUUGGCCACACUGGACUCGACUCUGGAGGGAGGAACAGACGACAUGGCUGUUGUGGACGCCACCUCUCUACGCAGACAGAUUGUCAAGUUGAACCGGCGUUUGCAGCUCUUGGAGGAGGAGAACAAAGAGAGAGUCAAGCGAGAAAUGAUCAUGUAUUCCAUCACUGUAGCUUUCUGGCUUAUCAACAGCUGGGUUUGGUUCCGUCGCUGAAGCUACAUGGACUCUGCAAUGUGGGAGGGGCAAAAUCAAAACUCUGCCCCUCUGUUCUAUGUGUCAAACUUUAGCCGUAUUUUUUUAAUGGCUAAAAUGUUUUAUUUUCUUCACAGUAAGAGCGGUAAAGUCAGAGAUAGCUUUUGUGUUGUUCUUUGGGUUUGUCUGUCUGGUUUAAUUUUAUUAUU
Messenger RNA from Sinocyclocheilus anshuiensis, 1098 nucleotides. Its product is annotated as mitochondrial fission factor a. The coding region runs from base 161 to 910 and encodes 249 amino acids. Gene Ontology annotation, biological process: positive regulation of mitochondrial fission. Gene Ontology annotation, cellular component: peroxisome; mitochondrial outer membrane. The record is from RefSeq and is a predicted model, not a curated record. The transcript has 8 exons. NCBI's taxonomy places the organism in Eukaryota, Metazoa, Chordata, Actinopteri, Cypriniformes, Cyprinidae.